This is a messenger RNA of Limanda limanda (common dab), 513 nucleotides long. RefSeq lists its product as uncharacterized. The transcript is spliced from 4 exons. Gene Ontology annotation, cellular component: membrane. The record is from RefSeq and is a predicted model, not a curated record. Lineage: Eukaryota; Metazoa; Chordata; Actinopteri; Pleuronectiformes; Pleuronectidae. Gene Ontology annotation, biological process: tissue regeneration; cell adhesion. The coding region runs from base 1 to 513 and encodes 170 amino acids.
AUGGACAAACUAAACGGACAGGACAUACCUCUGAGUAAAGUGGACGACGAAGAGGCAGUGACAGGGCGCUCUGGAAAAGUGUAUCGACCCAUCAACCUUAACCACUAUGCCACGAAGAAGACUGCAGCUCAGAGCAUGCUGGACGUCGCUCUGCUGAUGGCCAACUCAUCCCAGCUGAAGACUGUUCUCUAUGUGGGGGCUCAGUACCGCUUCUACCUCCCUCUCAUUGUCCUGCUGUCGAUAUCUAUCACGCUACAAGUCGCAGUAGGGCUGCUGCUCGUCUUUAUUGCAGUAAAGUAUGAUCUGAACGACGUGAGGAAACAUGCCAAGUUGAACCGGAUGAACAACGCAGCAACAGUCUUUGUCUUCUUCACGGUCCUCAUCAACAUCUUCAUCACAGCCCUCGGCUUUGAGGGACAGAUCAUCAGGUCAUCAGAACCACAAUUGAUUGCUAUACAAGAGCCUCAGCUUGUCCCUCUGCCCAUUGACGUUAACGUAUCUGGUGUCAUUUAG